Pocillopora meandrina is the source of this 11220-nucleotide messenger RNA. The record is from the annotation of a GenBank genome assembly. NCBI's taxonomy places the organism in Eukaryota, Metazoa, Cnidaria, Anthozoa, Scleractinia, Pocilloporidae.
GUAGAAUUCCAAGAUGGCGGAAGGGAGCGAAUCUCAACCAAACAAUCCGCUAUCAAGGAAAUUAAACAAGAUCUUAGAAACUAGAUUGGACAAUGACAAGGUAUGAGUACUCUUAUACUAAGUUUUAUUCUCUUCCCAGAAGAAAAAUGUGGUAAUGUAGCAAAAUUUGUUUUAAUCCUGCAGGAAAUGGUGGAGGCUUUGAAGGCCUUGUCGACUUUUUUUGUGGACAACAGUUUGCGUUCUCGGCGGAAUUUGCGUGGAGAUAUCGAAAAAAGAAGCUUGGCAAUCAAUGAGAGCUUCGAGGGUGCAUUUAGAGAUGUUAAACAGGUAGAUUGUGAUUUUUUCCAGGUAAAAAACAAAACUGAUAUGAAAUUUGUCAGCAAACUCGACGAGUCAUGUAUACAAUAAAGCCCAAGAGCUCUGAGGUCGUAAUUUAAGCAAAUAUUUUACACGAUGUCAAUUGCAAAGAAAGCUUGAAUUAUAACGGGUAAGAAAUUAUAUAAAAGCCUCAAGGCGACAGCCAUAGGCAGCUUUGUGGAAGGUUACACUCAUUGCCAGGCUGUCAUCAGAUAAUCUAUGAAUCAAUUCAAUCAGUUCCAAGAACAUUAGCCGAUACAAUUUUAGAAACCAGCUCAAUUUCAUGAUGUCAAAAAUGUGCACGAAUUGUUACUCGAACACAUUUAUUUCAUCUGGUAGAAAAUUUAUGCGUAGUUUUUUUCUAUACAGUCAUUUUACAUUAUGUGAAAUUGUUAUUUUAUAAAUGUGUUUAUGAAUUAAACUUUUUGUAAAUUCCAUGCAAUUCAACCUUACAGUGCUGAAAUUUGAUUAUUUCAAUAAAAUAUCUAGAUCUAUCUAUCUAUCAAUCUGUUUACUCAGUGUGUAAGCAUAACUUUUUUUGCCUCAUAGCAACUAGAUGCUGUGCAUGCAGACAUUGAACAAAUGAGUAGGUGUUGUACAGAAAUGACAAGCAGACUUAAGGUGGGUUGCACUUCAGACCUUGAUCUCUAACUCCUAUGGCCAAGAUCUGAAUAGAAAUUCUCCAUUAGCCUUUCAUCUGCCAGAAGUGAUCAACUGGUUACUUCUUCCUAUGAUAUACACAUAUUAUCCAGCAAACAGCAAGUGAAAAUACUCAAACUUUUCAGGUAGAAGUUGUUAUCUUGAUCCAACACCAAAUUCUUGUAACCAAUUUAUAAGGAAAUGUGUGUCAGCUAGAGGAGAGAAUUAACUCUCAGAUCUUGGGAGUGAAAGGGUUAAAUUAAAUUUUGUCCUCAGCAGAAAUUUUAUCCAUCUUGGAUUGAAAAGAUUUUCUUGCACAUUGCAUGAAAUGUUUUCUAUUUACAAAGUAACAAUCUUGAGCAAGUUUUGUGCCACAAGGUUGUAGAUUGUCUAAGGAAGCACUUAAACAUACUCAUUUUCCAAACCAGGGAACCAUAAACUGAUAUUCAAUACUCAAAUUUUGUUUUUGAGUGGUGCUUUUGAAUUUCAAAUUAUGUGUGGAGAUGUAAUAAUAUUCUUUAUAUGUCUUAUGAGCAUUUGCCUGGUGAGUUUACAGUCGAAAAGCAACUUUAGAAUAUCUAUCAGGUUUUUUAUCUGCACAUAGAGGUCAAUCAGCAGAGCUAACUAAAGAGAUGAGCCUUCUUCUCUGUUUAUUAGUAAACAUUUCCUGGAAAUUCAUAGGCACAGUUAUUGUAAACAUUUUAAACAUGCAUUUGUAAAAUUGACAGAAAUGAACUUGAAUGUUUUGCUAUGGUCAAUCAAAGGUUUCAAUAUAAACUGGGCAAGAACCAGCAAAAUUUGCUCUCUGUGUGAAGCAAAAUCACAGCCUAUUUUCUCUAAAAUUUUGCAACAUUAGGGUAAAGAUAGAAUUUCCAUCAGCCACUUGCUUUGCAGUUUGCACCUUCCACUUCAAAACAUAUUGACAACCCUUUGUUGAUAUUAUUAUGAUAUACUGAUUAGGCAAACCAAUCAGAAUGCAGGAUUACCUUGAGAAUAUGAAGAGUUAAGUUAUUGAAGGUUCAGUUGACAGGUUGUUACAUUAUUUACACAAAUUCAUACAAAGUUUCUUUAUGUAGUCUGCAAGAGACCAAACUUCUGACUUGAUAAGCAAGACUACCACACUUCAAGCUGAAAGGUAAGUGUUGAAUAGUUAAUGCUUUCUGGUGAUCUGAGCCAUUUUGAAAGGUAAUUGUCACAGACAAUAGUAAUGCUCGAAAUAAUUAUCUAAAUGAAGUCAAUAUGCAUUACCUGAGAUAAACUAACAUUACAGCACUUGUAACCAUAAAAAUUCACAAUUUACAUGUUGGUAAUAAAAUUUGGUUGGUAGUGUUGAUUUUACAAUUUGAUUUGAUAUUAAAAAUUUAAAUGUUAUUUUGCUCUCUUAAUCUCUCAGUCAGAGGAUACAGAUGAAAGAAACAGUUGCAGAUGCAUUCAUUUCAAGAUUCCAAUUAAAACCGGACGAGGUUCAAGCUCUGAAGGGAACACGGAAUGGACCCAUUUCUGAGGUCUGCAACAUCUUCAUUUUGUGUAGUUUGUGUAAUCUAUGGCAGGCCAAAGUAUGCACGCAUCAGUGACACACUUGGCUGGGCCUUGUGAGCCACUUUCUUGUUCUUACCACAUUUUUACAUCAUCUAUGAUCUAUUACAACCGAACAGAUGCACCGCAAUAUAGAAUCUACAUGUUCAGUUUUGUAUGUAAUUGUACAUGUACUGUAAGUGUUUGAAUUUGUUUUUUGCAGACAUUUUUUGAAGCCCUCUCACGGGUUAAAGAAAUUCACAACGAUUGCAAACUUUUGCUGAGGACAAAACAACAAACAGCAGGGUAACUGUCUGUAAUAACUGAUCCUUUGUCAGUAACAUUUUGCAAUAUCAACAGAGUUGGGAAAACUUCUCACAAAAUAUGUUGAAUAAUCUUCCAUGUCAUCCAGUUUGCAGAUCAUGGAAGCCAUGGCAUUACAUCUAGAGUCCAGCUACGAGAAGCUAUACAGGUGGAGUCAAGGUAUGUUGUGACAGUCUAUGUAAAAGCAGGGGUCAUAUUGAUGAUGGUGAUGAUGAUUAUGAGAGUGAGAGUGAUAUAAAGAACGAUCCUAGGCUUCAACUUGUGACCUCUACCUUUCCCUUUCCCUUUCCCUCUAUUCUUGAUCUCAGAAGUGGAUUUAACCCUUUGCACCCAAUUUCAGUAUGCAUAUUCUCCAUACUGUACUUUAUACUGUUCUUAUAUAUUUCCCAAGAUGCUGAUAGGGAGAAUUUGUUUACCAGUCAAGAGCUACACUGUAGUGAUCAUUUCCCUUAUUUUUUUGACCUCAUUGUGUGAUUCAUGGAUGAUAUUGUGAGGAGAAACUAGAUCAUGGUCACACGAGGGGUUUCAUGGUUAAACAUUUAGUCAAUAGUAUCGGAAGUUACUGUUGGUGCUGUAAUUUAGUAACAGUGGAGAGCAGCAACCUCUUUAACUGCUAGGAUGUCACCAUGGUAACUUAGCCACAGCCCUUCUCCGAGUACAUGUACUUGUCAAUAUAAAACCAAUAUACUGUGGUGUGAAAUAAAUACAAAAAGGGAGAGACAGGGAAAGUGAAAAACAAAGCAAGAGAAGGAGGAAAGCAAAUUGGGUAUUAAAGCACUGUUAUAGUGAUUGCUCUUAAAAAACCUUCCUGGAUCCCCAAAAUUCACAUUAGUGAAACUAUUCUAUUGAUUUGGUUUCACCUCAUGACUCAGAACUCCUAAAAUUUGAACAUGAGAAGGCUUGUAUUUCUAUAAUGACAUUACUGCCUUAUUCAAGUCCACCUCUUUCUGUCUCACAAGUGUAACACCAUGUUACAUGUAGCUGUGAUUUUAAUAAUUCAAAUUGGAAUAGUUCUCACUAGGUUACAUCUCUUCCACAUGCAGAUGAAUGCAGAGGCCUAACAGGAGAUCUUCCUGAUAUAUCUAACAAGCUGAGCAGAGCAAUGGCUGCUCUCCAGGACAGGCCUGUGUUGUUUAAGUAAGUAAAUACAAUUGCAAUAAAUUUUUCUCCUUCUCAGACCUUUUGCAAUAGACUUACAAAAGAUUCUGCCUGGAGAAAAAAAAAAAACCUUGAAAGGCUCUUCUCUUUUUCAAGUUUUUACUAGUGGGUGAAGAAUCACUUGCAAGCCCUCUUCUACUCCCUGGUGGGUAAAGAAUCACUACAUGUAUGCAACCCUCCACCCACCCUCCUCCUCUCCUUUCCUUUAAAAAUGUAAUCUACUGGUAAUCAAUUUUCACAAAUUGUCACUUGAAUGUAUCAUCAGAUGAACACUGUACUUCUUUUAAAGUCUCUUUCUUUACCCUGUUUUGUAGUCAUGCCCCAAAUGUGUUAUCUAAUAUUGAACUUUACAUAUUCAUGCAUGUGUUUGGGGAAAAAAUGCCUCUGCCCAGUUGUUAGACUGCAAGCAGAUCCUCUGUUUUGGAAUCAGCUCCUUGCAAGUAAAAAAAAAUCAGCAAAAAAUAGUUUAGGCUGGUACAUUGCGUGGUACAUUUACAUGUUUUUCACUUCCAGAGUCUCAUGUGGUGUGCUCUCAUUAAUUUCGUUUUUGGGCUGAUUUUCUUCUUUUUAUUUGCCCAGCUGUAAUUAAUUUUCCUAUUCCUUACUUUUCAUAGGUAUACUUUAGAUGAAUAUGGAACAGCCAGAAGAACUGCGGUGGUGAGAUGCUUCAUUGAUGCACUCACAAGAGGAGGCAUGUUUUCUUUUAAUGUUUAGACUAUCAUGUUCUUUUUUUAAAUUUUUUUCAUUGAUGGAGCCAAUAUUUACUGUUUUGAAAAAGUUACACUAUAAUACACUACAACGAAUGUAAGGAAGAAAGACAAAAGCAGGUGGCACACCUUGAAUAUAAACACUUUGAGGGGCUCAAGUGCCAUGAAGAUGUCAGCUUGGAUUCUUGCAUAUUGAACUGAAGGGGUGGUUUUUCUUUACAGUGAUGUGUAACGUUUUUCCUCUGGUUGCAUUUACCUUAUAGGACCUGGUGGAACUCCCAGACCAAUUGAAUUACACUCACAUGAUCCAGUCAGGUAGGAAAAGCCUAGAUUGUUGUAGGUCUUUGAUAGUACAAAUGUAAGAUUUUCUUUAUGUUACUGAAAAAUGCUUGAUUUACAAAGUAACAGCCACAUGUUGCACUAUGUAUUGAAAUCUUAAUUCUAUUGCUGUUGGAUUAUGCUCCAUGCAUGUAUGUAACUUCACAACUUUAAAAUGUGUGUUGUUGUUGUUAUUGUUUCUAUGUAUUUAUUUUUUUUCUGUAAUUCUAGUAGAUCUCUUGUUAAAGAAAGCAAAAAUUUUUAAGUUUGCAAAACAAGUUUCAUCAUUCUCAUUUUAUAUUUAGUUGCAAAUGAUGGUUGUACAAUUUGAAUUUUCACUUAAAAAAUACAUUGUAGAAUUACGAUGUAAGCUUUCAGUACGGAGAUUCCUAAACUGUUUAAAUAAAAUACAACAGAAGCACAGAAAGGUAAUAGUAGUAUUUUUUAAGUUUCCCUAAAAAACUGAGAACAAAAUGGAAACUUUUGGGUCAUUUUGCCAUCAAAGAAUCAACCUUAACAAUUUGUGUUACAUGCGCAUGUAUAUAUGUACAGUUUAUUACAGUACCACAAUUUUGCAUUUCAUUCCAGAUAUGUUGGUGAUAUGUUAGCAUGGCUUCACCAGGCGAUAGCUUCAGAAAAAGAACUUCUCCAUAGUUUACUAAGAAAUUCAUCAUCAAGUAUGUUUUUAAUCUUUAAAUAUAAGUGUUAUUUUUAAUCAUUGUUACUUUUGAACAGACAGAUAUAUGGGAAAGGGAAAUAUUCAUCUCCGCUCAUUCGUUAAUCACUUUGCUUUUGCAGCAGACGACAACAUACAAAAAGAAAUCCUUAGUCACAUAACAGAAGGAGUGUGUAGACCAUUUAAGGUAAGUUGCUUCAUUGAUUGGGAAAAUUUUAGUUUGCCCAUCGAGGCACACAUCAGCGCUGCGGCACGUCAGCGUUUUUUGCGCUCGCGAAGAAAGUUUGACGCCUAGAGUAAGCUAGCCAGCGAGAGGUCGGCCAGAAGUGUGGCUCCCAUAAUUAGUGCCAGACUUCUUGCAGACUUCUUGCUGUCCUCAAGUCUUAGAACUUAUCCUAUCGGGCGACGAAACGCUCGUGCUUUUUUAAGUCCCACUAGGGACCGAGACAGUAUUUCUCCAGACAGUGUCAGUAUAAUAUCAAGCAGACAAGUAAUGAGAAUAAAGAAAAAUAUCAAUUAGGGGAUUAUUGUUUGAUCCAAUUCCAAAUUCUCCAAACUAACAUUAUAUAAAUUGUGUAGCAGAUUGUAAGGAGAAUUACUGAUGAGAUCUUGGGAGUUAAAAGGUUAAGCAGCUGAUAUCAGUAUUCCUGCUCUAAAUUGACGUCUACUUUCGUAUUCGUAGUUCAUUACUCGAGAUCUAAUCCAAGCCACGGUUUAACGCAGUUAGUGGGCCUCAGGCUCUAUCUAUAAGAGGGUUGAUUCAAUUAAAUAAAUGUCUUCCCACUGUUAACUUUUGGCCGUCUUGAUACUGUUCACAAGAAUAGAUUUUGUUGAACAACGGUUAAACUUUGUCUAAAUAACUGGCCUUGAGUGUUUGUAUCUUUGUUUGUCUCAAUGCGAGACCGUUUUAUUGAUGUAUGAUUAUUGUAGGUACGAGUGGAGCAGGUCAUUGUGUCAGAGCCGGGCGCCGUGAUGCUGUUCAGUUUAGCAAAUAUUCUAAAAUUUUAUGGCACAACGAUAGGGUAAGAUGAAGGUUUUAUUUCAUUGUGUAACAGAGCCUCAAAAGAUUGCUAAUUAACAGCCCAGAUUUAGAGGUGAAAACAGAAUAGUUUGAUCGAAAUGCCACAGAAGGAUGAUUGGAGACUCGUUUAGUUGUGGCAGAAUUGCCCCCAUCCCCUGAGAGGACUCGGCGGGAGUUGUCUUCAACAAAGUGCUUAAAAGAAACUUACGGUUCGAUAAUGCAGAAGAAUUUGAGUUGUGAGAACAUCUCUUGUGUCUAUUUCUUGACUAAAACAAGAAAAUAAAAGCUGAAAAAAAAGUUAAUACUUUGAUCAUUAGGAGUGGCCCGAUCCUAAUUCUCAAUAUCACCCCUGUAUCACACAUUAACGUCACAGGAAGAAGUUCCUGAUUACUAAACAAAAAUCUCCUUGUCAGCACCUUAGGAAAUGUAUAGAGAACAGUAUGGAGAAUUUGAUUGCUGAUGUUAGGGUUUAAAGGGUUAAAGCGCAUUGCAAUGCACCUUUUGCCCUACAGGAGCCUUAUUGAUGAAGAUGCGUCGGUAACAGUUACCAUUCUUGACAUGAAUGCUCUAGCGUUGAAGAUGUUCUACAACAGUUUAAACUGUCACGCGAGCAAACUGCUCGAAAAGGUGAGUGACAAACGCUCUUACUUUAUCGGUAAAGGCUUGAUACCCUUCGUAGCUAUUCUCUGGGUUGUCAGGCAGCGCUUCUUCUCUUUAUAAACUUCUUUGGUGGAGUGUUGUGCGUAAAAUUUGAAAGAACGGCUUUUCCUCAUGGCUUGCUUUUCUGCUUCUUUGCCUUUUUGCUCAUUGCUUCUUUUCCUUUUUGCCUCUUCGAUUCUUUGCGUCUAUGCCCGUUUUUAUUUUAUUAUGAUUAAUCUUCAUCUUAUCAACUUAUUUUGCCGCUUGUUCAAUGUUUUUCUAGAUUGAACUCCCUCCCCCAGAUCUAAGUCCUACAGAAUCGCUAAGAGAAACGAUGAGUUUACUUAGAGACGUCCUCACAUGUCACGAUGCUUCUGUUAUUCCACUGGAUGCCAGGCAAGCUGAUUAUUCAAGGGUAGGUGAAGAGCAAUUGCCACGCAACCCUUUUUUUGAGGUGAAUUCAAUUCGCACAGCGGUUCAAGUCUUUCCAUUGGGAGCACCCUCAAAGCCUAACCUUUCAUUUUUUCCGAAUGUAAUUCCUUUGACAUCAGAAAGAGAGCGGUUAAAAUAGGGCGUAUGCUAAACGUAGCUUGUUGUAGGUUGUUUUUUGAAAAGGAGGCUGUAAUUGGAAAGCGCAUACAGGUUAUUUAGGGCAAAUUUUUGUCUGGAAAUUUUUAUCAAAAAAAAAUUAGGGAAGAGUUGUGGAAUUUUAGUAAUCUAUACUUGGUUGGUUGGAGCGCAUUUUGAUUAAGUGUUUGAAGUUAAAACCAAAGUAAUCACAUCAGCCAAUCAGAUGAAGGGAAAACAUAUUGAGCAGCCAAUGACAAUUUAAAGUAAACUAAAGCAAACGGCUUGAAGCGCGGGAAAACGCGGGUGACCAAAUGGCAAUUGGUUUCAGUUUUAAAUCUGAUUGGUCCAGAAAGUGACGCGAGUUUUCUGCACCAAUCACAUAGCGAAGUAAAGCAAACCAAGGUAAUUCCAGAUUACUCUCCAUAGCUAAUUGAAAAUUGCUCAAACUUGGCCUUGUUUUUCUCUACCCGUAGAUUAUUUCUUGUCUUGUCGACCCACUCAUCCAGAUGUGCUCCAUGUCGGCCAGCCAUCUGAACGCGUCAGACAUGGCUGCUUACAUGAUAAACUGCAUUCAUCAGAUACAGAGCACGUUGGCGGUGUACGAAUUUACUGAUAAACACAUCGAAAUGCUAGCGGGUCAGGUAAGAAAGCGUGUCAGAGGCUUGAGAUAGUUAAGUGUCUGAACAGUCUCUAAGCUUACAAAGUCGAUCGUGAGGCUGCCAUCUUGGAAUUUUUAAGCGAAGUUGGCCUACGAAGAGUACAAAACUUGCACUCUGCAUACAGGGGCAGGGAGACGGGGGAGACGGAGUGAGGACAUCUUAAGAGUUGCUUCUCUGCGGCUUUUCCAUAAGACUGUCACGUGGCUUUGUCAAUCUGAAAAACUCUCGGUGCGAAAUAGACCCAAUAAAUGGAAAGGACGUUAUGAUACGUCGCAAACUUUUCAAUUUUUAACGAACCUUCAAAAUGCGAGAUGUUAAAAGUUGCGGGAUGGUAAACAUUCUCGUCCAGUCCACAAGUCUUGCAGAAUUGUCAAACUCAUUAUGUAUCCUAAAAUCUUGCAGAUAAGCGUCACUUGUCUAAAAGUUAGAAAUCUUUUUCCAUUUUUUUUCUUUCAGACGGAAGCACAUCUAGAUACGUUGAUCAGUGAGCAAGCGUCAUUCAUUCUUGCUCGUUCCGGUGUUGGUAAUCUGUACACUGUUUACCAGGAGAACCGCGGUCAGAGGGUGAGUCAGUUGGUGUGCUGAAGUGUUCGAAAUUGGUGCGAUAUUGAAUUUCAUCAUGCAACUUUCUUUUAAACCGUUUGGCACUGCUUUCUUUGCGUUUUUCUCAAGGUUGCGCUGUCCUCGCUUCAUGGAAUGGAUCCGCAGAGUGUUAAGGACGCCAUGGUGUGUAAUGUUUUCGUUUUUUAUGUACAGAUGUUAAUCGUCGCCUCACAGGCGUGAACACAUAGCGUCCUAUGUGACCUUUGUUUCGUUCUCCAGCAAAGCAUAGAACUUCACUCCCGGGACACCAGAUUCCUUGAGUCUAAAAAAACUUAGCCGACAAAUUAGGAACGGCUUGUGAAAUUCAUAUAUUGGGCUAAAUUUAAGAGAUUGUACGGAAAAUAGGACCUCUUCUCCCACCAAAGUAAUUGGAUGUUGUGAAGCGAAUUCUUUUCUAAAACUGGGCUGCUGGAAUGAAGGACGCUAAUAAAUGAUCUCAAAAAAGUUGCGUUUGAGAUAAAGCAAUGAUAAUUUUCAAAUUAAAUAACCUUCUGCGCGAAAGAUGUUUUUCGUCAUAUCACGAUCGUGGGACAAAGAAAAAAUUUUCAGUCCCCGCGAAUCCACUCUUUCUUGGUUACCAUUACACAAAUUCUGUUUUUUUUCUUUGUUGAAAAUGUGACUUCAGUUUCUAUCUGGAGCAUUGUCGGGUUGAUAGAGACUUAAAAUAAAUGUACUCAUAAUUUUAUUUUCAUCACAGGCCAAAUUCGAUAAAUAUCUCUCGUGUCCCGACAGUCUAGUUAUGCCUCAGUGCAAUCUUUUGAGAACGACAAGACUACGGUAAGUUUUUAAGUCAUUGUAUCUUUGUACUUGUGAAUUUUUUUAAAACAAGUAUCAUUUUAAGCAUUGAAAUUAAUAGUUGAUUGCAAUGGCUAAUUUUACUUCUUUUGUUGAGUGAUGUAAACACUCCCACCGUCCCUUCAACCAAUCAGAUCAAAAGAUAAGACUGUGAGUUGGUAGAGGUAUUAACAUGAUAUCGAGUGCAAUUUGGUGUUAAAAAGCACGUGUAGAUUUUUCAAAGACAAAAAAAUUGUCGAGCCUGUAGGGCAUGUGCAUUUUGUAGUCUUUGAAACAUUCCAAGUGCUUAUUACACCAAAUUGCACUAGAAAUCGUGGCGAUUGUUGUUACUUGUUAAUAAUGUACAGAGGGUCAAGGGGGGGGGGGGGGGCAUGAUAAUGAAGGUGUCCCAAUAACUUUUGACCAGGAUUGCAGUGUUAGGGAACUUUUACCCUCUUUUUGCGCUUAUAAAUGAUGUAUCUGCAUUUUUUUCGUAGCGAUACCGUCCACAAGCGAGCGGUGGAUGCUGUUUGUGCAACGUACAAGACGCUCUACGACGCUAUUGUGAACGAUAGUAACAAAUACCCGGAUGUUAAAACUUUGGUGCCUCGCACCCCAGAUCAAGUAACUUCGCUCCUGACGUAGCGAAUGAAAAAUUAAUCCUUAUUUUUAACCACGGUGUAAAUAAAUAGAAUAAGGGAAUUUCUUGUUCUCUAAAAUAACCCAAACUCUACAGGUGAGGAAGUUAGAAUUUUAUUUUGAUUGAAAAAGUGAUUAAUCUUCUGGCUGUAUUAAUGACCGGUCCCUGUAUUGCAGUGCACUUUAAUAAACCCUUUCAUUAUUAAGGGUGAGUCAGUAUGUAAAUUCACCUUACAUUGCUCAUACAUUUUCAUACAUAGUGGUAAUGAGAAUAAAGACACAUAUCAACUAGGGAAUGAUACAAUGAUGUAACAGCAGGUUCUCUGCCUUCAGUUGAGGGAAGAGCUCUCAGAUCUUGGAAGUGAAAAUAGUUAAUUGCUGAGGAGUUUCUUCGAGCGUUGUGAAGUGCACGUUACAUUUAGUUGUAAAGCAGAGAAUCUUUGAAAACGACAUUUUAAGAAAAUUAUGAUUGAUAGAAGAACGAAGUACAUAAUAUUACAUUGAACUCUUUUGAACGCGAUCAAAGGAAAAAAGUGAAGAAAAACUAAAAGGAAAACGUAUUUAAAAUAAAUUAAGGAAACAAGAUUGCACAGCUUGAAAUUUUGAAUAAAUCGUCACGGU